AUGGCUAAAAUUACUCCCCACAAGAAGCCUGACAUCACAGCAGCGAGCUGUAGUAGUAUAACUGGAAUUUUUAGAGAAGCAAUAGAAAGUGCGCAAAAGAAAGAUGGUGCAGAUAAAAACAGCCAUAAAUAUCUAGGUUUAGAUAUUCAUAACAACGGAGCAAAAACUGUUAUUAAACAUGAACGUAUUUCUUGCGACGAAGAAGAAUAUGGAGUGGAAAUGCAUAAAGGAAGUAAUUGCUGGAAGGAAACACCAAUUACUGGUGUUCGUUAUAAAUGUUUACAAUGUCCGAAUUAUGAUUUAUGUCAUUCAUGUUAUAGUGAGAAAGAAAUACAUAAUGAACAUUGUAUGGCUGCAAUACGACAACCUUGUCAGGACUUCAACCAAAUCAUAAUCGAUUACUAUUCGAACUAUUGUUGUGUAUCCCCAGAAAGUGAUAUGCCUGAUUCCCAAUUAGAGGUCGACGAUCCACUGUACGAAUCCGUGAAGCAAAUGGCUGGUAAACAUAAUAUUGUUAUAAAGGUUGUUAGCAGUGACCCACAUGAAAAGAUCCACAUGAAAAGAUAUCUCCACUGUGAAAAGUCCGAGGAUUUUCAUAACCUUGGUGGAAACUAUUUCUUUAGUGAAGAGUAUUAUCAAGAAAAGUCAAUAAAGGUGUUUGUUGUUCUUAUCGGUAAUGAUGCUAAUUGGCAGUUGCUAGAAGCAAUGACUCUAGUUACAUCUGUGUUUGUACUUGGUCAGAAGAGUUCGAAAAAUGAUGUCAAGUGUGAUAAAAUAGUGAAUUACUAUACGACAGAAGCUGAUCUACUGCUGGGUAUCAGAGUAGAAAUGGAACGAAUUGAUCAGCAUUUGGUUACAUUUAAUCUAUAUAAUUCGAAACAAAAUGGAAUACGAAAUUUAACAAAAAAAUCGGCUGAGUUUUUAUGGUUACAGUUGUUUAAAUAUGUCCUGUCUCUGAUGCCUGAUAAUUCAGACGAACAGACCAAACAGCGUAUGCUAAAUAAGUGCCGGGAAUACUACUAUGAUAGUGAAGUAGAUUUGAAAAAAAUUCAAAUGUUUGAAGAAACCUAUCAAUCAGCAGAGGCAAUUCAAUGGUACACGGCUGAGUCAUUUAUUUAUCGUAUGAUCAAUAAAGCAUUGAGAACCGAGAACAUAAUGGACUUGUAUUUAUUUCGCUUCUUUAUAUUCGAUCUUUCUUCAAGACUAAGAGAAAAACACUGUUUGCAAACAAUGACAUCACUACUCGUUUAUCGUGGACUAAAGCAAACCCAAAGUGAAAUUGAUGAGUUACAGCUGAAUAUUGGCAAUCUCAUAUCACCGAACGGUUUUAUAUCAUCCAGUCGUUCAAAAACAAUCGCUUAUAAAUUUGCUACAAAACCGUCAAAAUGUAACAACAAUUUGAAGCCGAUUCUAUAUGAAAUUGAAAUUUCGACCAGCGACUGUAUCCAUGCGGAUAUUGCAGAAUACAGCGAAUUCCCGUAUGAAGAAGAAGUGUUGUUCGACCUUGGGGUCAUCUUUCGUAUUGAAAAUGUUUUUUAUGACGAUAAUUGCAAAAUAUGGCUCGUUCACCUGAAAACAGUGAACAAAGGUCCCGAGCUCAUUGACGAUUACUUAGAAUACAGUCGUUCGGAAAUGUCAGAAACCAAUAUUUUACUUGUUUUCGGACAACUUUUGGUUGUUAUUGGAAAAUAUGUUGAAUCAGAGUUGUAUUUUGAGAAUUUAUUAGCUCAUUCUACAACUGAUCGAGCUCAGUGUUAUUUUCAUUUAGCUCGUGCACAAUAUUUUAAGUUGAAUUUCGAAAGUGCUUAUAAAAAUUAUAAUCAAUCAAUGUUGCUUGAGUAUGAAGAACUUCCAUUACAAAUGUAUCGUAUUGCUAAAAUUUUGAAUAAUAUCGGUGCUCUAUAUCAUUCGGUGCAUAAUCAGGACUUGGCGCUGAGCUAUUAUCUAUUAGCAUUACGACUACGAGGUCAGCAUUGUGCUACGCCUGUGCAAUAUGCUCAAAGUUUUAAUAACAUUGGUACUUAUUAUCAAAGAAACGGUGAUUACGACUGUGCAUUAGAUUAUCAUCAAUAUGCAUUGAAAUUACGUGAAACAUUUUUACCUCGAAAUCAUCCGGAUGUAGCCGAUAGUUAUGAUAAUUUGGCUCAAAUUUAUUCAUGUAAAAAUGACUACAAUCUCUCGAUCUAUUAUUAUCAAAGAUCAUAUGAAAUAAGAAGCGAAAUCCUGCCUGCAGAGCAUCCAGCUAUAAUUGAAAGUUUGAAAAACUUAGCAGUGGCUCAUACCUCAGCUAGUUAUCGAAAUAAAGACGAUGUGCAUCAUCGAAAACUAGCAUUAGCGUAUCGGCUAAAACAUAUUGAUAUUCUAAAAGAGUACCAACCGAAAAAUUAUUCAAAGAUUCUAGGCGAAUUGUCUUGCAUAUCUUACAUAUUUCAGAAUAGUGACAUCAAUGAACUGUCAGCUCCAGAUUUGGUUGAACAACUUAAUAAAUUAGAAGUUUACAGGGAAGAAAAUUGCAAUAAACUACCAAAGGUGUGGGUUUCCGCUUUCCGAUACAUUACUCGAGCGAUUGAUAAACGAUUGAAAGUUUGA
Didymodactylos carnosus is the source of this 2589-nucleotide messenger RNA. Lineage: Eukaryota; Metazoa; Rotifera; Eurotatoria; Philodinida; Philodinidae. The record is from the annotation of a GenBank genome assembly.